This is a messenger RNA of Dromiciops gliroides (monito del monte), 5139 nucleotides long. RefSeq names its product trophoblast glycoprotein like (gene TPBGL). Gene Ontology annotation, cellular component: plasma membrane. Gene Ontology annotation, biological process: negative regulation of canonical Wnt signaling pathway. The transcript has a single exon. Lineage: Eukaryota; Metazoa; Chordata; Mammalia; Microbiotheria; Microbiotheriidae. Gene Ontology annotation, molecular function: protein binding. The coding region runs from base 209 to 1552 and encodes 447 amino acids. The record is from RefSeq and is a predicted model, not a curated record.
UCCAGUCCGCAGCCAAUUCCCCAGAAGGGCAACUGGGGCUUCCAGCUGCGGAGAAACAAGGUAGCCCGGCCCAGCCCAGCCUAGCUGGGCCCCUCCCUUCUUCACCCAACUCACUUUCCGAGAGGAACCGCGAGCUUUCUACUCUCCCCCCACCCCCACGCCGUCCAAGCUUCCUUCCCUGGGGGGCCUGGAUGUGGAGGCGGAAGCUAUGGUCCCGCGCCCUCCGCCGCCCAGGGCUCCGGCCGCCGCCCGGGGCUCGGGGCUGUCAGGAGUCCUGGGUCUUGCUCCGCCGCCGCCGCCGCCGCCCGGGCUCCCGCCGCUGCUGCUCGCCCCUCCGCCGCUGCUCCUGCUCCUGCUGCUUCUCCUCCUGCUGAGCACGCCGGCCGCUCCGUGCCCCUUCCAGUGCUACUGUUUGGGGAGCCGAGAGACGAUACGCUGCAGCCACAUCGUCCUCCAGGAGCUGCCCCGCGACCUGCCCGCCGACGCGCACAACCUCAGCAUCGUGGGCUCCAACCUGACGGUCCUGCGCGCUGCUGCCUUCGCCGGGGAGGAGCUGCCCACGGCCGAGGGCAAUAGCAGCGGCGGCGAGGGCUGGCCAGUACGCCUGGCCAACCUCACGUCCCUGCAGCUCAACCAAGACAACAUCCAGGUGGUGGAGGACGGCGCCUUCUGGGGCCUGCCCCGCCUGGCUUCCCUGGACCUCAGCCACAACCCGUUGGGCGCCCUGGGUGCCGCUGCCUUCCGGCCUCUGCCCGCCCUGAGUGUCCUCAGGCUCAAUGCCGCGGCGCGCGGGCUGGCCGAGCAACUGGACGACGCCCUCCGCGGCCUGGCCGCCCUGCGCCGCCUCGAGCUGCAAGCCAAUGAGCUGACCCACCUGCCCCCCUCCGCCCUGGAGCUGGCGCACCUAGAGCUGCUGGACGCGCAAAGCAACGCGCUGACUGGGCUGGCGCCGGUUGAACUGCGCGCGUUGGGAGGAGAGACCCAGGGGACCCCUACUACCCCGACGGCUCCAGGCCCCAGACGGCUGAGCGUGUGCCUAGCAAAAAACCCGCUGCUCUGUGACUGUGGGGCGAGGGCGCUUCUUACCCUGCUCCACAAGACCCCCUGGAGAGUGCCAGACGCGCGCUUUCUGCGCUGCGCUGCGCCCCAGGCACUCCAAGGCAUCUCUUUACUGGCCUUGAACGAGUCAAAGCUGAGUUGCGGCCAGGGUCCCCAAGAAAAGGGGGAAGGGAAUGAGGAAGAAAAAGGAAGGGGGAAAGAGGGGGAGGGGGCGGCAGGGAAUGUGGAGGAGGGAACAGAGGGAGGGGAUGAGAAAGGGCAGCCGGGUACUGGGGAGGAGUUGGAAGCGUCCUACGUCUUCUUCGGCAUCGUUCUGGCGCUCAUCGGUGUAGUCUUCCUUAUGGUCCUCUACCUGAACCGGCGAGGCAUCAAGCGCUGGACGCGCAACCUGCGCGAGGCGUGCCGAGACCAGAUGGAAGGCUACCACUACCGCUAUGAACAGGACGCCGACCCCCGGAGGUCUGGCACCGCCAGCUCGUCAGGCACGCUCUGAGUGCAGCGCUCUCGGUCAGGCAGACUGGGCUGUUAGGGAGAAGAGGGGAACUUAGCUCCUCUCCGCACCCAACCUUCUGCUCUUACCCCCUGCCCAUCCCUUCCCACCUGAUCACUUAUUCCCCAACGCUCCUGUCAAAAUUUAGGCACUUUGCUCCACCUGGUAAACCUGUUAUUUAGUCCCUGCCUAUUUCUCGACUCAUCUCCACCCCGCUCCCCGGCCCCCAAACCCUAGUCUUGGGUUUUAGGCACUUAAUAUUCCCCCUUAUUAGCCACCCCCUCCACUAUCCCUCAGGCCUGGGGAAAUUAGGACUCAGCCUGAAGUACACCACACUCUUCCUCCUCUUCUUCCUAUACUUUCUCCCCUCCUCCUCUUCUUCCUCGUCCUUGUAUUCUUCCUCUGCUUCCUAGCCCUUCUCCUUUCUUUUCUUCCCUCUUCCCUUUUCCACUUUUCACUCCUGCUCUUCCUCUUUUCCCUGUUCUCUUCCUGUCUUUAUUCCCUUCAUCUUCCACCGCAACCCCACACCUUCUCUCUCUCUCUCUCUCUCUCUCUCUCUCUCUCUCUCUCUCUCUCUCUCUCUCUCUCUCUCUCUCUCCUCCUUUGGUUUUGGGCUAGGGAGAAGUCAUUAGUAUACUGACUUGGAGGGAGGAAAAGGUGAGGAGAGAAAUCUCAUCUUAAGGCUUUGCAGAAAUAGAGGACUUUGAACGCCCUCCCUGAAAAGACAGCUGGACUGCUCUCAGGGCCCAUUGCUGCUAAAACUGGUGCCUCCACCCCACCCCAGCCCAUCUAGUCCUCUCUCCCUUACCCACCCAGUUCUUCCUUCUCUCCCUUCUCAUCAAGUGAGAUCAUUGUGAGGCGUUUAGCACAGUGCCUGGAACAUAGGAGGCACUAUCUAACCGCUUAUUCCCUCCCCCUCCCCUUUAUUCUUUCUGUACUCCCUAUACAUCCACCUCCUUCCAACUUUUCUUCCUCUCCUCCUUCCCUUUCUUCCUCUCUUCCCAUUUUCCUCUCAACUGAAAUCUCUUUCUUCCCUUUCAUGGAAGGUAGAAUGUUAGAGCUACAAAGGACCAUCUAAGCUAAACCUUUCUUGACCCUCCUUUCUCCUUCUCUCUGCUUCUCUCUCCUCUUUCUCCUUUUUCUACCUCUUCCUCUUCCAAUUCACUUCCUCCUUCACCCCUGCUUCCCCACUCCUACCCACUAAACAAACUUGGAUCAGUCACCUCCUCUUUCUCACCUCCUCUUUCUCACCUCCUUAAACCCCUCCCUCCUCUAGGGGACCUUGGUCAAUCUGACAAGUUUCCCCUCUUUUCUCAGGCACAAACUCCCCUGCUCCCUCCUCAAUGGCCCCAGUGAAACUGUUUAAAAAUCUGGGGUCUGUCUGUCAGCCACUUGCAUGAUCUCAAAGCACACCCAUUGUGGGGAGGGGUACUGCCUAAUCCUGGAAUCCCCUCUCCCUGGGAUUUCUCCCUUCCAUAGGUCAGGCUAUGACAACAGACUGUGUCCACUCUGUGGAACAGAGAGCAGCCCCACACCCAGCCCUUGAGACCCAACCCCCCUUUACCUGUUCGGUCUCUUGAGUGGUCAAUUUUCUAUAAAGCUUGCAAUAAUUUCUGGACCCUCCAGUUUCCCCUUGGAAGUGCCUGUGUCAUUCUUCACCGGAUCUUGGAGGGACCCAGGGGUGGACAGCUCACAGACUAGGGGUGGGAGUGAGCCACAUACAUACACUCAGAAAGAGAAAAACAAAAAGAUCUCUAAGUAUAAUGAUGUGGAAGGGGCUUAGAGAUAUAAUUGAAUCUCUUCAUUUUACAAAUGGGGGAAUUGAAACCUUGAGAAGGGAAAACACUUGCCUAAACUCACAGCCAUUCAGUGUAGCAUAGUGUCUGGACUUGGAAAUCAGAGAACAUGAGUUCCAAUCCUGCUCCACUAUUCAUUAGCUAUGUGAUCUGGGCUUAAAUCACUCCCCCUCACUGAGCCUCAUUUUUCUCACCUGUAACAAUAUUCACACUUAUCACAAAAGCACUUUUUAAGCUCUAAAGUGUAAGAAUGUCUAAAGUGAAAGGAUCUCCACCAGCCUUUCUAACUCUAACAUUCUAUUUUCCAUGAAAGAGAGGAAAGAUAUUUCAAGUGAGGGAGAAGUGAGAGGAAAAUAGAAAGGUGUACUAUUAAUGUUAAUUCCAAGGCUGGUUGUCUCCCAUCCUCCCCAGCCCCUUCACUCUUACAUCAUUAUCCAAAAGGAAAGGCAAAGAGACUCCUUGCAAAAUCAGCCUUACUCUGACAUAAUCUAUGGCCCUUGAUUCCAGAAUAUAGGAUUUGGUUAUUCUAGGAUAUAUAAUUAAGUUGAUCAGGAGAAUGUCACACAUAUAAAUUAAAGGUAGUGUGGUGACUGACUUCCUUUCAAAAAAGGAAAGAAUGUGGAUUUUUUAAACUAUAAGACUGAAUGCUUGAUUUUGGUUCCUGGGGAAAAUCUAGAAUGAAUACUUUAUGAGCAUUCUGAAAGGAGAACAGUGAUCACUAAGACCCAGGAUAAAUUCAGUAAUACUAGGUGAUCGAAGACUAACUUCACUUAGAAAUUUCAAUGAUGUGGUUUAACUGCAUUUCAGCAAAGCAUUUAAACAAGCCUCAUAUAGACACAACGGAGACAUCAAAUGGAUGGGCAGGUGUGGAACGAUUUGAUUGAAUAAAGUAAAAAUACUAAGGUGUGUACCUUAUGUCUAUCAAGAAAAAUUUUGAAUUGUUUUCAAUAUUGCAAUGAUUGGUUCCUUUUGAUGAUUACAGAUACUGCUCUCUCUAACUAAUGCAGAUAAUGAAGAGUUGACUUAUAGAUGCCCCCAAGUGGAAUGGGCUCCCUCAGAACAUAGUGAGUUCUUUAGCACUAGAGAUCUUGAAGAGGAAGAUGUGUGGCCACCUGUCAGGGAGAAUUGAUGCUUGCAGUACAGGUUGGAUUCCAUGUCUUCUGAGAUCCUCUCUAGUUCUGAGAUGUCAUAAUUUUGCAGUUCAUUCAUACUUGCUGUGCCAAAGUGGAAUAAGCUUGUUUUUAUGUGUUUGGGGUUUUUUUGUUUUUUGUUUUUUUGGUGGGGCAAUGAGGGUUAAGUGACUUGCCCAGGGUCACACAGCUAGUAAGUGUCAAGUGUCUGAGGUCGGAUUUGAACUCAGGUCCUCCUGAAUCCAGGGCCAGUGCUUUAUUCACUGCACCAUCUAGCUGCCCCAAUAAGCUUGUUUUUUUAAAAAAGACUCUUGCUCAGGUAGGGGUUGGAACAGAGGCCAUCUGAGUUCCCUUCCAGUUCUAAAAUUCUAUGAUUGGAGGUGAGAACCACACAGGUCCAACAUAGCUUAAAUCAAAGACUCCAAGGAUGCAGGAGAAUGGAUAUUAUAAUUCCCAAUGGGCAGGGUCACUACUAGGUUUAUAAGUCUGGAAUUAUGAAUUCUUAGACUUCCCUAGGAGUGGAGGGGAAUCAAUAGCUUUGGUCACUUCCACUGUUGGAAAACUCACCACCUACCCUGGAAACCAGUUUCAUUAUAGGAGAAUGUUAUUACAAUGUUCUUCCUUAAACUGAGCUGAAGUUUGCUCCCUUUUUCUGUCUCCUGCG